AGCACAUUUUAUAGCAGUCCACAAGGUGGCGGUCAAUCACACCUGUGUGCGGCUUAGCUUUGAAGGAGAAACAGAAGAAGAAGAAGACGCCUGGGAUUAGACAGACGAAGAAGAAGAAGAAGAGGCGGGUCGCUGCUGCUUGUAUCAGGAAUCUCACAUCAUCAUCAUCAUCAUCAUCAUCAUCAUCUUCAUCAUCAUGUCGCAGGCGAUAUUUGAGGUGUUAGAAGGCAUGGACAAUCAGACUGUCCUUGCCGUCCAGUCCUUCCUGGAUGGUCAAGCUGGUGUCCCUGAUCACACCAAUGAGAACGUCUCAGGAUCCUCUAUCCAGCCGAUGGACGACGACGACGUCUUCCUGUGUGGAAAGUGUAAGAAGCAGUUCAACUCGUUGCCAGCGUUCUUAACUCAUAAGAGGGAGCAGUGCCAGAACACGCCGUCACUCGCCACAGUGUCGCUGGCGUCCAGUCACACCUACACCCCCAUACACCCCGUCAGCUCAGUGCCACAGACACCAGCCAACAGACAGGUGUCGACGUACAUCACGGUGCCGCCGUCUCCUCUCACACACACGCUGGUGCAGGGGAACGUUCUGGUGAGCGACGAGGUUCUCAUGUCGGCCAUCUCAGCGUUCACAUCUAUGGACACACCGGUCAUGGCCAUGCAGGCGUCCUCUCAGAGCAAUCUGAGCAUGCCCAGUGCAGCAUCGUAUAUGCAGCACCACCCACAGACAUCACAGCCCCUCCCACUGCCCCAGGCUCCACCCCUUUCUGCUCAAGUUCCCUCCAGUAUUAACAGCUCAGUAGUGCAGGUGUACAGCACGCUGCCCCCAAUGGCUGGAGGAGGAAAUGCAGAGGUCCACACACUUGGCCUCCAACCCUUCCAGUCUGUGCAGGGUGGUGGUCAGUGCAUGGACAGUCAGACCGCAGACUUCGGCAGCGAACCAGUGUACAGUUCGGUUAAACCAGCACAGAAACAGAAGAGCUGUAACAGCACCGUGACUCUGAGUGAGCUGAGUGAAUACGACAAAGUCAUCAUCCCAAAAAAGACCCGCAACAACAAGAAGGGACACGAAGGAGCACAAACAAAAGCCAGAGGUCAGAAGCUGAAGUGCAGUUUCUGUGACAAAGUGUUCGCUAAAAACUUCGACCUGCAGCAGCACAUCAGAAGUCAUACGGGCGAGAAGCCGUUCCAGUGCAUCGUAUGUGGUCGAGCCUUCGCCCAGAAGUCCAACGUGAAGAAGCACAUGCAGACGCACAAGGUGUGGCCGGCCGGAGUGCACAGCACCGUGUCCAGACUCCCCGUCACCGUGAAACCUGUCCAGGAGAACGCUGCUCGACCUGCUGACGGACACGAAGGACGCGGCGUUCUGGAUCAGAGCGAAGCCGAGCUUCCGUCCGAGGCCGAAGGCUCCAAACAAGCCCAAAACAAACAGCUCUUCCUGAUCGACAGCUCGUACCAGUGCCAGUUCUGCACCGCCAAAUUCAGCAGCUACUUCCAGCUCAAAUCCCACAUGACCCAACACAAAGACGAACAGGUCUACAGGUGUGUGGUGAAGUCCUGCUCACAGACCUUCCAGAAGCUGGAGCUCUUCCUGGAGCACAUCCGUUCUCACCAGGAGCACCUGACGUACCGCUGUCACCUGUGUACCAAAGUGUUCCCGUCUCUGUUCGAGCUCGGCCUGCACCAGUACUCGCACAGCUUCUGUCCUCAGCAGAACACGCGCAAAGACACCGCGUACUACAGGUGUAACAAGUGUCAGAGUAAAUACUCCACACAGGAAGCUCUGGAGCAGCACAUCCUUACUGCUUCACACAACUUCCCUUGUCCACACUGCCACAAGGUUUUCCCCUGCGAGCGUUAUUUCCGGAGACACCUGCUCACUCACGGCGCUGUCAGCAGAUUCAAAUGCCAGAUCUGUAAAAAGUUGUUUAAAACGGAGCACUACCUCAAACUGCACACACAGAUACACUCAGGCGAGAAGCCGUAUAAAUGUUCGGUGUGCGAGGCUACGUUCAACCGUAAGGACAAGGUGAAGAGACACAUGCUGAUCCACGAACCCUUUAAGAAGUACAAGUGUCCUUUCAGGACACACGUUGGCUGCACCAAAGAGUUCAACAGACCGGACAAGCUGAAGGCACACAUCCUGUCUCACUCAGGAAUUAAACCGUUUAAGUGCCAGUUCUGUCAGAAGAGUUUCAGUCGCCGUGCUCACAUGCUCGAGCACCAGCGCUCUCACACCAACAACUACCGUUUCCGUUGCUCCACCUGCGCCAAGGGUUUCACUCGCCUCAAAUACUACCGUGAGCACCGCUGUCCACUGACCGCAGCCUCCGACACCACUGGAACAGCUGCAGGUGAAGCUCCAGGAGGGAGAGCGGAUUACACGGACGCUCAAGAUGAUGAUGAUGAUGAUGAAGACAACGAGGAAGAGGCGAGUGAAGGAAGAGGUGCAGAAGCUGAGAUGAUGAGAGAAAUGGAAGAGGAGGAGGAAGAGCAAAAUGAAGGUUUGCAGGGAGGUGGAGGCGCUGAUGAACUGCUGGAGGACACGGUGUUCGUCUCGACGGCCGAGUGACGGCUCUGUCGAAGUAUCGAACUUCACUCGGUCAUUUCUGUAAAACAGAACAGCAAACGGAGCUAAAAUGCUCCGCUACAGUAACGUGAGUGUUAAUAGCGACGGUACAGCUGUGAUUAUGAUCCUACAGGACAGGCACACGGACACAGAUCUAAGUGCACAGCUGUGUGGUGAUGCGGCGGCGCUUUACAAACUCACACCUACAGUGGACUCGUUUUCCUUAACGUGGGUUUGUUUUAUAUUAAAACGUCCAUCGGUUUCAUUCAAAUUUUCUCGUUAUAGAGAAAAGCAGAAAUGAAUUGUGUUGCUGCUGUAAUAUUACAAACGUUUGUAAUACUGGUGUGUGUGUGUAUGUGUGUAUGUUGAACCAGUGCACUUUGAAUUUACAUAAAUGAGAAUAAACGAAACCUCGAGCAUGA
Tachysurus fulvidraco (yellow catfish) is the source of this 2988-nucleotide messenger RNA. RefSeq names its product zinc finger protein 341 (gene znf341). The coding region runs from base 197 to 2569 and encodes 790 amino acids. The record is from RefSeq and is a predicted model, not a curated record. Lineage: Eukaryota; Metazoa; Chordata; Actinopteri; Siluriformes; Bagridae. The transcript is spliced from 16 exons.